Messenger RNA from Paramacrobiotus metropolitanus, 801 nucleotides. RefSeq names its product leukocyte elastase inhibitor-like. NCBI's taxonomy places the organism in Eukaryota, Metazoa, Tardigrada, Eutardigrada, Parachela, Macrobiotidae. The record is from RefSeq and is a predicted model, not a curated record. The annotation marks the transcript as partial. Gene Ontology annotation, molecular function: serine-type endopeptidase inhibitor activity. The transcript has 2 exons.
UGCUGGAAAAGGCGCUGGACUCGCUGCAGCCCAUCACGUACGGGCCGGUACGGCACAAUCCAGUUGCCUAAGUUCUCCAUAGAGCAGAGCAUCGACCUGGAGAGCACGCUGCAGGAUCUGGGGAUGCGGUCGGCUUUCACAACCACUGCCGACUUCUCCGGCAUAACGUCGGUACCCAUCUACAUAGACAAGAUUAAGCAAAAGGUGUACAUUGAUGUCAACGAGAGAGGAACGGUCGCAUCCGCAGCAACCGCGGAAAGAUUUGUACUCUGUCGCGCGCCACGCGAGACCAGAGUCGAAUUUGCCGCCGACCGACCCUUUAUUUUCCUGCUGCGGCACGAGAGAACUGGCAACAUCUUGUUUAUCGGACACGUUGUUGAUCCAUCGGCGAAAUGAAGAAAAUUUUACAGCUUGCAAUAUGUUAACGAUAUUGCCGCAGUUUAAAUUAGCUUAAAUCACUUUAGGACGGGUAGUUUUUAUGUUCCCUUAGUAUUACAAACGUUACCUGUUCAGGUGACCUUUUCAGUAAUAUUAAUUUUGAUGCUAUGGGGCGCAGUAAUUUCGUACACUUUUGUAAAAUCCCGCGUAGAUCACACUGCCUCGUUUCCUCGUUUGCAGUACAGUGUAAACUGUGGCUGCAGUUCACAAGUACUGUUCCCCAUCACACGAUCCUUCAUAUUAUUGCCUGAAUACAUGUACGUGUUCUUCGAAGUAUGGAUAUUCCUACUUUAGCACUGGAUGAUACCUCGUAUUACCUACAGUAGUGCAGUUAUAGCACCAAACGCCUGUAGUACGAGUUAA